AUGGUGAAGAAAGAGCUCAAGGUUGAAAAUGAGUUGUCGAGAACAUCUUCGUCUAUGAUUAGCAAGAAGAAGUACAAAGGAGUGAGAAUGAGGAGCUGGGGUUCAUGGGUUUCAGAGAUACGAGCACCCAAUCAAAAAACACGAAUAUGGCUAGGAUCCUACUCGACUCCUGAAGCAGCAGCUAGAGCAUAUGAUGCAGCCCUACUUUGCCUAAAAGGUCCCACCGCAAAUCUUAACUUCUCUCAUACCCAAUACGAUCACGACUAUUCCACCACCAUCAUGUCUCCCAAAUCCAUCCAAAAGAUUGCAGCGGCCGCUGCUGCUUCCACCGCCACCACUACUCCAUCAUCACCAUUACCAUCGUAUCCAUCACCUUCACCAUCAUCAUCACCAUCACCAUCGUAUUCCUCAUCCGUAUCCUACAAUACCUCUACACCACCAACCACCAACACAACCGAAGAAGAUGAUGCAUUCUUUUCAGCAAAUGAUCCUCUUGAUGGUACCUUGAUGUCGUUGGUUGCACCAUGGUACAACUUCGGUUCACCAUCCUACGAUGAUGUGAUGUUUGAUACAUCCUUCUUCGAGCUCGACCAGUCUUCGUCCACCAUCACCAAAGAUGUUUGCGAAGAAGAAAGUGGUGAUAUAUAUCUUUGGAGCUUCUGCAGAUAA
This is a messenger RNA of Lactuca virosa, 669 nucleotides long. The record is from the annotation of a GenBank genome assembly. Lineage: Eukaryota; Viridiplantae; Streptophyta; Magnoliopsida; Asterales; Asteraceae.